Culex quinquefasciatus (southern house mosquito) is the source of this 580-nucleotide messenger RNA. RefSeq lists its product as uncharacterized. NCBI's taxonomy places the organism in Eukaryota, Metazoa, Arthropoda, Insecta, Diptera, Culicidae. Bases 30 to 497 code for a protein of 155 amino acids. The record is from RefSeq and is a predicted model, not a curated record. The transcript has 2 exons.
AACCUCGUUUGAAAAUCGACCAGAUAGAGAUGGCGAACAAUCUGUCGGCGAAAGCACAAAAACUUCAACCGGAGGAUAUUGCCAGGUACCAUGAAAAGAUACGGGUCAUAGAUGGAAUUGACCCGUAUAACAUGGAGUUUGAUUCUGGCAACCUACCGCUAACAGUGGAUUAUGACAAGAUAUUCACACACUUGAUAACCAAAAACUCCUUUCGGACCGGACAGCCGCACCACAACAUGAAGUCCUUGGAAGCGUACAAAGCCUUCCAGACGGGUUUUGUUAAGGAAGUGAAAGGUUGUCAGCAAAAGGAUUUGUACGUUGUUUUUGGAAAGGUACUUCACAGUAUGAGCGUGAACGAACCACCAGCAGAAUGUUGGCUUCUGGUUCAAGACGAGGAUACUGAUGAGCAUGAAACUGGAACGAUCAUUUCUGCACACUGCGAUUGCCCAACGGUACGGACGAGGACGAAGAACUUGUCCGAAAUAGGCAGAAAAUAGAAAAUCUGUCGAUGCUUGCCCUGUACGACGAUUGCUUUGAGCAUCUACCCAUAGAAGAACUUCGAGCGGCGGUUAAAUUUAUG